Paracoccidioides brasiliensis Pb18 is the source of this 318-nucleotide messenger RNA. RefSeq lists its product as uncharacterized. The transcript is spliced from 2 exons. The record is from RefSeq and is a predicted model, not a curated record. The coding region runs from base 1 to 318 and encodes 105 amino acids.
AUGCCAUCAAACCGACUAAUCCCCCUCUUAAUCCUAUUCAUCGUCGUCGCCUUUCUGGCAGUCAUCCUCUUCGUGACGUGGAGUAUCAUGAUGGCCGUCAAGAUGCAGACGAAGCAGGAAAUGGAGAAGAAAAACGUGAUGAUGUCACGGGACGGGUUGAAGGUUGGUAUCAAGGAGUUGAAUGAUGAGAAGUACAAGGAUAUCAGUCAGAGUGUCCUGGUCAACAUCUGGAAUCACAGCACAUUCCCCGCAUACAAGCGAAGGUGGUGGAACAAUGGAUUCAGCAACAACAACAACAACAGCGGGAACGGGAAGUAA